This is a messenger RNA of Platichthys flesus (European flounder), 1978 nucleotides long. RefSeq names its product casein kinase 2, alpha prime polypeptide a (gene csnk2a2a). The record is from RefSeq and is a predicted model, not a curated record. Bases 494 to 1546 code for a protein of 350 amino acids. Gene Ontology annotation, biological process: protein phosphorylation; regulation of chromosome separation. The transcript has 13 exons. Gene Ontology annotation, molecular function: protein serine/threonine kinase activity; ATP binding. Lineage: Eukaryota; Metazoa; Chordata; Actinopteri; Pleuronectiformes; Pleuronectidae. Gene Ontology annotation, cellular component: nucleus; protein kinase CK2 complex; cytosol.
UUCCGGGGGAUGUUUACCGCAGAGGGCAGAUCAUCCUGCCGCUAACGAAGCUCCGGCUCCGGCUCCAGCUCCAGCCUCGACCCUGCAGCAGCUGAUCCCACAGUGAGUGGCUGUUCCCCGGCUCUUCAGGUACCCAGGAGCCGCUGGAGCCUCGGUGCUACGCGGAGAGAAACGUCCCGCCGGUGCUAACGAGCUAGCUUCCUCUGAGCUCCGGUGUUUCUGCGCUGAGCUGGCGGCUCUUCAUCCCAUCCUGCCCAACAUCCUGCUCAGGGGCUUCUCACACUCGAUCCUCGUAGCUCUGUCGGUCUGCACCACAUCUGCGUCAGAACGGCCGGACGCCUUUCACCUGAGGCCACAAGCAGCCGAAGCCAAUGGUAAGACCGGCAGCGGGAUCUUAGAGCCACGUAUUCUGGAGAGUCGCUGCGCUUCCUUCCAGUAUCGAGCCGAGAAGUAUUCUGCAGGAGGUCCUCGACACGGAGCCUCAAAGCUAGCGAUGCCCGGAUCCACGCCGGCCAGCAGCAAGGCUCGGGUGUACACCGACGUCAACACACAGAAGAACAGAGAGUACUGGGACUAUGACGCACAUGUGCCAAACUGGAGCAAUCAAGACAAUUAUCAGCUGGUUCGUAAACUGGGUCGAGGGAAAUACAGUGAAGUGUUCGAGGCCAUUAAUGUGACCAACAAUGAGAAGGUGGUGGUGAAAAUCCUCAAGCCCGUCAAGAAGAAGAAAAUCAAAAGGGAAAUCAAAAUUCUUGAAAACUUGCGUGGAGGAACCAACAUCAUCCGCCUGGUGGACACAGUGAAAGACCCCGUGUCCAGAACACCAGCGCUUGUCUUUGAGUGCAUCAAUAACACAGAUUUUAAGGAGCUUUACCAGAAGCUGACAGACUAUGACAUCAGAUUCUACAUGUAUGAGCUGCUCAAGGCUCUGGACUACUGUCACAGUAUGGGGAUCAUGCACAGAGACGUGAAGCCCCACAACGUGAUGAUCGACCACCAGCUGAGAAAGCUACGUCUCAUAGAUUGGGGUUUGGCAGAGUUCUACCAUCCCGCUCAGGAAUACAAUGUCAGGGUAGCGUCUCGCUAUUUCAAAGGCCCUGAGCUGCUAGUGGACUACCAGAUGUAUGACUAUAGUUUGGACAUGUGGAGUCUGGGCUGCAUGUUGGCCAGCAUGAUCUUCCUGAAAGAGCCAUUUUUUCAUGGCCAGGACAACUACGAUCAGCUGGUCCGCAUCGCUAAGGUCCUGGGCACCGACGAGCUGUUCGGCUACCUGCACAAGUAUCACAUAGAACUGGACACGCGCUUCAAAGACCUGCUGGGACAACAAACACGGAAGCGCUGGGAGCAGUUCAUCCAAUCAGAGAACCAGCACCUGGUGAGUCCGGAGGCUCUGGACCUGCUGGACAAGCUGCUGCGCUACGACCACCAGCAGAGGCUGACGGCGGCCGAGGCCAUGCAGCACCCGUACUUCUAUCCUGUGGUGAAGGAACACGCAAACGCCAACACCGACGGCACAAAGGCAUUAAGCAGCUCCAAUGCAACAUGAUGAGCAGAGAGCAGGAAGAAUCUUUGUUACCUCAACUUGUGACCUUUUCGUGGCAGAAGCCUCCACAUCAACCGCCAUACUGGAGUAAGAUGUCAACACACAGAACCAUGCACAGAUUAAAUGUCUCCACAAAAAACAAAGCCCGGGGAAACUACGCCGCUCGGUCCAAGUCGCAAAUAAAUCAGAUCUAUAGAUCUGACUCCCAACGCUCCUUCUCCUCCCCCUCCCAACACCCCUGUUUUUAAAAUGAGCUAAGUGACUGUUGUUGGAUCAGUAUCGAGCCGCUGUCGUCGCUGUAAAAACGUUUGUGGUCACUACGACAGUGACCUGAGCUCCAGUCCCAGGUUUUAGCACUGAGAGGCACCGAGGCUCUUUUCUGCUAUGGAUAGAACAAAAGCUAUAUUGAAAGAGAAUAAACCGUUUUUAUUUAAA